AUGUCCGACGUCGACAAGGCAGCCACCGCUCGCGUAUCAUGGCUGCAAUCGAUCGUUUCCCACCGAAUCGUACCCGCCCCCUUCGCCAAACACCUCUACAAACGAUGCUGCACCAUCCUCGACCUGCAGUACACCGAAGCAGCCUACCGCACCAUGUUCGACGAAGCCGCCAAACACCUGUCCGUUCUCGACCUUGAGCUGCGCAACUUUCGCGACCAGCAGACGGGGCAGACGAUGCUCGCGCUGGUCAACACCAAGGACGACGCGCUGGUUCAGGGCGCUACACGGUACUCGAGUAACGAGAUUGCGUUCGUAAAGAAGCUGAUUGAGGAGAUCUUCAAAGCGAGGAGGGAAGCGUAUGCGAUACCAUCGCUUGAAGCGGUCCGCUUAGGAAGCAAACUCCGAACCCACCUGACUCGAGAUGCCACGGAAGAACUGCUCAAGAACCUCGUAGAUCACAACUGGAUCGACUACUCCUCCGACGGCAUCUACACCCUGUCAACACGAGCGCUACUCGAACUUCGCAACUACCUGCAGAACGAAUUUGGCGACGAGUACUUCCACACCUGCUCCCACUGCAAAGACAUCGUCACGCUAGGCGUUGGAUGCUCGUACACUUCGCGUGGGUGUACGACGAGGUACCACCUGCACUGCGCGAGAAACACCAUCGGCUCAGCCGUGGACGACGACGAUGCACUGCAAAAAUUGGCCGGCGGGUUCUCGUGUUCCGACUGCGGAAGGGUGUGGAAGUCGCGUCCCAUCGGUCCGAGGGCGUUGCGGUUGAGCACGGCCGAUCACGAUGGCUUUUUCAGCUCGCAGGGUGAGGCAUCACAGGCUGAGCCACCGCAGCGCCGCGGGAGACGGCAAGCGUCCGAGCAAGAUGACGAUGAAGAAAACGAGGAGGAGGAAGAGCAAGAUGUAAAGCAGCAACAUACGAGAACUGCCGUAACACCACAAGACGACGAAGAGCAAGACGAGGACGACGACGAGCCAACACCGCGAAGAUCUACUCGAGUCAAACCAGAACCUGAUCACCAACAGACGCCUCUGCAACAGCCAUCUCGACGUCGGUCACACAACGAGCAAGGAGAGGACGAGGACGACGAGAGCGACGAAGAGUUGGACAUCAAGCCGCGCAAACGCGCACGUUGA
Messenger RNA from Pseudozyma hubeiensis SY62, 1152 nucleotides. RefSeq lists its product as hypothetical. The record is from RefSeq and is a predicted model, not a curated record. Gene Ontology annotation, biological process: double-strand break repair via homologous recombination; DNA damage tolerance. Gene Ontology annotation, molecular function: ubiquitin-protein transferase activity. The transcript has a single exon. The coding region runs from base 1 to 1152 and encodes 383 amino acids. Lineage: Eukaryota; Fungi; Basidiomycota; Ustilaginomycetes; Ustilaginales; Ustilaginaceae. Gene Ontology annotation, cellular component: nucleus; Smc5-Smc6 complex.